GUCUGCGAAAUGAACGGUGAAGAUGCGCUCUAUCAGUACAAUGUGUACGCCGCUUCAUUAGAAGAGUGUCUGGCCGCAGAAAUGCAGAACAGUCUACCAGAUGACGGUUCCCCUAGAUGUAACCGUACAUGGGAUACCAUCCUAUGCUGGGAUGAGGCUAAAGUUAACACUACGGCCAAACUACCAUGUCCAUCAGUUCACCUCGCUAAUCCGGAAGCUCCCGUCUUCGCCUACAAGACGUGCUGGCCGAACGGCACGUUCAACGAGUGGACGAAUUACACCCUGUGUACCGUACAUACUGAAGGAGAACCGACUCCUGUUCUGCAGUAUCUACGAAUUGUGUAUAGUAUCGGUUACUCCCUGUCCUUACUCGCUCUUGUCAUCGCAAUGGCGAUUUUCAGUUAUUUUAAAAAACUACGAUGUCCGCGAAACACCAUACACAUGCAUCUCUUCAUGUCGUUCAUCUUGAGGGCGGUAUUUAUGUUCGUUCGUGACAUCAUUUAUGCGGUCAGCGUCAACGCGUUACUGACGGAGUCCGAAGAACACGAUGACUAUAGCUCAGCUAAUGGAACAAGUGUAGUCAAGGAUUUGGGUUGCGACAUGGCCAUGACUAUCGUCAUAACUAUCUGUCAAUAUGCGUUGGUAUCCAAUUAUUACUGGUUGCUCGUAGAGGGCGUGUAUCUACACGCGCUCAUCACUCUUGCCGUGUUCUCGGAAUCGUCUUCGCUUAAACUGUACAUCAUUCUGGGAUGGGGCGUUCCUCUGUUGUUUGUCGUACCGUGGGUGAUAGUGCAAGAAUACACACAUGCGGAAGGGUGCUGGUUCGCUCAGAUGACAGAAGAGAAUGUGUACUGGAUUAUCAAGGCUCCGGUAAUGGUCUCUGUUGUGAUCAACUUCAUCUUGUUUCUCAACAUCCUGCGUGUACUAGCAACCAAGCUGAACGCCACCAACGCCGCAGAAGCGAGAAGGUAUAGCAAACUGGCAAAGUCGACUCUCGUCUUAAUCCCACUGUUUGGCGUGUAUUACAUCGUCACCAUCGGCAUGUACGCCACUGAGAACAAAGUUGUCGUCAAGAUGCGCAUGUACAUUGAGCUGGGUCUCUCAUCUUUCCAGGGGUUCCUGGUUGCAGUUCUCUACUGCUUCAUGAACGGUGAAGUUCGCGCAGAAAUCCGUCGCAAAUGGCGCGUCCGGCAGCUGAACCGCACCUUAAGUACACAUCGGUCAUUACGUAAUGGUCACUCUCGGUCCUCGUUCUCCACUCCCUCCAGACAAGAUUCCUUGAAGGAACCACUGAAGGAUUCAACCAAAGGGGAUAAAAACUCAAUAAGGGCUAAGUUACGAGCUCUUAAACGCCAAGCAUUCGGCGGUUCGUACGGUUUGAAUGGGCACCAUAUGGGGAAUGGUAACAUGGCGCGACCCAGUCAAACGGCCGUCAGUGAGAUUGAUAACGAAAGUGACUCAGAUCGACCCCGUGUAACCACAGAAGCGCUUGUAGUCAGGCACCCGGAUCCGAACGAACCGAACGAAAAUACCAAAAUGAACGUUCACCACACGGAUAACACGCCAACUGUUAUCAUAGACGAAGUCAAGGAUUCAGAUGGGUACGAAGCGGAUAUAUACAAUACGCAUGACAGUAUGGAUAAUGAGAUCGAGGUUGAGAUUGAUCAUGAGGCGUCAGGGAGUUGUUCUUCCGAUGGGUGUCACGAUGGUGGAUGUGAUGACAGGAGAGUGUAUCCCAAUAUAGAGACAGAGGUGUGAUCCGGUCUCAUUCAUUCUACAGUAGACGUAGACUGGUUCCAUUAAGACAGUUACUGGCUUUAUUUGUAAACACAUGUACGUCUGACUUAACUGUGAAUCUCAAGAACCAUGAAAGCCACGUGAAAUGAUGUACGUGAGCUCAACGCAACGGCAGAUCUCUGGCGUAAAUCAUGAGCCUGGAAGUGUGACGUCAGAUGUUCAGGCUACAUUAGAAGUACUUUGUCGACUUUGGACGCCAUUUUUGUUAUCAACAUGUCAACUUUGAAUUGUUACAUCACCAAAGCCCAUUUCGCGUGCCUUUUCCUCUGUAAAGGGAUAUUCUAAAAUCCGCCUAUGGUGCGUCAAGUAAGCCGUAAAUGGACGAAGAUUGCGCUAUCAAAGGAGGCAGUAAUCGCCCAUAAGCGACAGAGGGCGCUCGUUACAAAGUUGAGCACCAGUGCUCAUUGGGAUGAUACUCAUGUUAUCGGAUUGCUGGACAUCAAACAAAAUAAUACAUCAGCAUACAAUCAAUGCUAAAUAUAUCGAUGGAAGGUGUACGACACCGAUUCGAACAAGGACUUAACCGAACGUCAGGCCCAGACGAAAGGGCUCGCUAAUUCUUCACUGGGAUGUUACGUCAAACCCGUGUAAUUUUUACUGAUAUGAAAAUGAAGAUGAGACUGUAACUAUAUCAAGUGUCUCAGUGUUCUGAAUUUAAACAUCAGUUUGUAACAGUUUGUAAUGUAUGCAGGUGUCCUCCUAGACUUGGUUCCAAGUAUGUGAUCGUGGAUUUAUCUACCCGCGAAAACACCGUUGCCUGAAGUGCCCAUGUUGUGAGAUUGCGAGUUAGGGCCUUUGAUAGAUAAUCGCGUGGCUGAUAAAAAAAAAAAGAUAAAAAUAACCGCGAUCACAGACUUGAAAUCAAGUCUAGUGUCAUGUCCUAGGAAAAUCUGUCUCCGGAGAUUUCUACCCCCCCCCCCCAAAGAUCUGCUGAAGAGGAUAGAUGUUUCAAAAGAGGGCCCUAUUGGAAGAAGUUUGUACACAGUUCGCCGUAUGGGGACGGGACACAGAAUCUCCUGCCAGACCGGCUACUAAAAGCUUCGUUACAGCCCGCUAAGAUUCCUGGAUAUCUGGCAUCGCUCUGAUCUCCAAGAACACUCUGGCCAUGACGUCAUGCGCUUGUGCAUCUCAGUGAUUGGAGCAGACAACACCAGAAACUGUUGGCUCUUUAAAACGAGCACUCUGGCAGUGGCCGUAAUGCGGCAUGAUCGGAGCAGAUAAAUUAACAUCAGACCCUUUUAAAUAGCUUUGCAUGGUGUCUGUCAUUACCAGUAAGGAUUUUCUUUCUUGAUUUAAAUGUUCAUAACAAUAAUGUCAAAAGUCAUUCUCUGACUGUGGUAAUGUCUACAUGGUCAACCAAUGUAUCACGUGUUUCCAUUGUAUGACGUCACAAGGACUGAUCAUUGAAACCAAGACCUUUUUGUAAAUUGGUUUGUGUGCAAAGCAAAAUAAUGUUACUACAUGUAUGGUCUAUCAGCCGAUUUGUAACAUAAUUAAUGACGUAUGAAAUGUUCCAAUACGCGUAAAAUAAGGAAAUAGGAUUUUGGGAACGUUUGGUGGCAGCAGACUUGUGAGGUGAAAUCUAUUGUUUUCGGUAAUGUGCACAUGCUCAGAAGAACCACGAAAACAAUGAAAAUUCACCUAUGGUAAGUCUGCUGCCACCUAGCGUUCCAAAGUCUUCUAUAGCAUCAUACAUCACAAAGUUAUUUCAAAAGAAAAUAUGAUAUAAAACUGAUUCCAAAAUUUACUUGGCUGCUUUUUCUGAUGAGAAAUUAAUAACUUAUUAAUAAUCGAAUUGAAACUUUGACAAUACUUGGAUGUUAAAUCCCAUAUCUGUUGCUUAAUUUAAUGAAAUGUGUCCUGUUCGAUUUGUGUGUGGGGUUUGUGCGACUAUAAUUUAUAUAAAAGAUUGUUCGGUUAUUAUUUUGGAUGCGUUUGUUUGAUUGUAAAAUUCUGAAAUAUCCAUGAAUUAUUUCUUGUUUGAUUUAGUUGUAUUAGUAUAAAAACAUGUAACCUUUCAUAUGAUGAAAAUUGUGUUGUUCCAUUUUAAAAUUUAGAGUAAAGCAAAAAGGCCUCGUUUGAAUGUUUCCGAUCGUACCUGAAAAUUUCUUAAAAUAAGAUGACAUUAUCAAAAAGAAAUGUUCUGUUUUUAUCAAAAAGAAAUGUUCUGUCUUUGCAGGUUGCCGCUAUGUACAUUUUAGGAUGAUGAAAAAAAAUACCAACUGCCCGGCUGAUUAUUAUAUACUUUAAUAUUAAUUUUAUAGAAGCAACCUUCCUAGUCAUUUUGAAGUUCAUUACUUUCUACAUUCAUUAAGUUUGUGAACAAGUCGCAAUCACCAUUGUUUGUUUCUUGAAGAUAGUGACAUAUUAUUGUGACUUCCCCCGCCCUUUCCUCCUCCAACAACUGUCAUCCCUCUGUCACGGUCUCAGAUGUCCGGUGUGCUCAAAGUUCCGGAUGACGUCACCUGUCCCUGGAACUUAAUAAUUAAUUGUGAUUGCUUCUAUACAGAGCAACACAUUAUUUGGGUUUAUUUUAAAGGCACUGGACACAAAAAAAUUAUUGAAAAUAAUUGUUAGCAUAACAAUACUUGUUAACGAUAAAUGGAGAGCCGUUGAUAGCUGAGAGAUGUUGGAUAGUAAAACAAAUCGUGAGAAACGGCUCCUUCUGAAGUAACGUAUUUUGAGAAGGAAGUAAUUUCUCACUGAAAUAUUUAAACUUGAA
Asterias rubens (European starfish) is the source of this 4519-nucleotide messenger RNA. Its product is annotated as vasoactive intestinal polypeptide receptor-like. The record is from RefSeq and is a predicted model, not a curated record. NCBI's taxonomy places the organism in Eukaryota, Metazoa, Echinodermata, Asteroidea, Forcipulatida, Asteriidae. Gene Ontology annotation, biological process: cell surface receptor signaling pathway; adenylate cyclase-modulating G protein-coupled receptor signaling pathway. The transcript has 11 exons. Gene Ontology annotation, cellular component: plasma membrane. Gene Ontology annotation, molecular function: G protein-coupled peptide receptor activity; peptide hormone binding. Bases 10 to 1758 code for a protein of 582 amino acids.